This is a messenger RNA of Notolabrus celidotus (New Zealand spotty), 3408 nucleotides long. It is a transcript of the gene apba2b, whose product is annotated as amyloid beta (A4) precursor protein-binding, family A, member 2b. The record is from RefSeq and is a predicted model, not a curated record. NCBI's taxonomy places the organism in Eukaryota, Metazoa, Chordata, Actinopteri, Labriformes, Labridae. Gene Ontology annotation, biological process: chemical synaptic transmission. Gene Ontology annotation, molecular function: amyloid-beta binding; protein binding. The coding region runs from base 456 to 2012 and encodes 518 amino acids. Gene Ontology annotation, cellular component: plasma membrane; dendritic spine; cytoplasm. The transcript has 12 exons.
CCAGGGAGGAGUGGAAAGAGGAGGAUCAGGUGAGGGAGGAGCAGUGGGAGGGACGGGAGAGGAACAGGGUGGAGGAGUGGGCUGAGGGAGAAGGGGAGGUCCGCUGUGACGUGGUGGAACAAGACCCGGAUGAACAGAUAUACAAUGGAAGACCUGAACCCAUUCUGGACCACCACCACCCUCAUCACCUCCACCCUCCCCCUCUGCAAGACACCCACGACGAUGAUGAUGAGGAGGAGGAGAGUGAGGACUACUGCCCUAAUGAGGAGGAAGAUGAGGAAGGGGACGAGGAGGACAGACAUGGCAGGUCCUACACCGGAGACUACUAUGUACCGGAGGACAAUGGGAACUCGGUGCAAGUCUCUCCAUACCGCAGCCGGAAGGUGCUGGUGGUGGAGGGGGAGACGGGGGAGGAAGCAGAGGAGGACAUUGACCAAAUAGUUGCAGAGAUCAAGAUGAGUAUGAGCAUGGGGAGUCUCAGCAGCUGCACUGACCAAAGCCCGGAGGAGCUGGCACAGGACCCCGCUCCAAGCGACUACUCUCACCCCAAACCUGACCCAGCCCCUUACCCACCAGCCCACCACCGCCAUGACAGCAGGCCCAAGUCCCUGAACCUGCCGUCCAUGCAUCACAACAACCCAGAGCUGCAGAGGGGGAUCAAAGUACAUGCACGCUCCCCUGAAGACCGGCAGAGAUGGCAACAGGAGCAGGUGAGCAAUGGUGCAGAGCAACCCAGAAAACAACAACGCUCCGACCUCAACGUCCCCCUGGAGAACAACAAUGUACCAGAGCCAACAAAGAAGGUUGCAUCCUUCCCAAGCUUUGUUGACGUCCCAGGACCCUGUGAGCCAGAAGACCUGAUUGAUGGAAUUAUCUUUGCUGCUAACUACCUGGGCUCCACUCAGCUGCUGUCUGAGAGGAACCCCUCCAAGAACAUACGCAUGAUGCAGGCCCAGGAGGCUGUCAGCAGGGUCAAGAGGGUACAGAAGGCUGCCAAAAUCAAGAAAAAGGCGAGUGCAGACGGGGAUGCUACAACCCUGACUGAGGUCGACCUGUUCAUCUCCACCCAGAGGAUCAAAGUCCUCAAUGCAGACUCACAGGAGACGAUGAUGGACAACGCGCUCCGCACCAUAUCCUACAUUGCUGACAUUGGGAACAUCGUCGUGCUGAUGGCAAGGCGCAGGAUGCCACGCACGGCCUCGCAGGACUGCAUCGAAACUACACCAGGGGCACCGGAGGCAAAGAAGCAGUACAAGAUGAUAUGCCAUGUCUUUGAAUCUGAAGAUGCCCAGCUCAUCGCUCAGUCCAUCGGCCAGGCGUUCAGCGUCGCCUACCAGGAGUUCCUGAGAGCCAACGGCAUCAACCCUGAGGACCUGAGCCAGAAGGAGUACAGCGACAUCAUCAACACGCAGGAGAUGUACAAUGACGACCUCAUUCACUUCUCCAACUCCGAAAACUGCAAAGAGCUGCAGCUGGAGAAGAGUAAAGGGGAGAUCCUGGGCGUGGUGAUUGUGGAGUCUGGCUGGGGUUCCAUCCUGCCCACUGUUAUCUUAGCCAACAUGAUGAACGGCGGGCCAGCCGCUCGCUCUGGCAAGCUCAGCAUCGGAGACCAGAUCAUGUCCAUCAACAACACCAGCCUCGUGGGGCUGCCACUCGCCACCUGUCAGGGAAUCAUUAAGGGCUUGAAGAACCAGGUUCAGGUGAAAAUGAACAUUGUAAGCUGUCCUCCUGUUACCACUGUCCUCAUCAAGAGACCGGACUUAAAGUAUCAGCUGGGCUUCAGCGUCCAGAACGGCAUUAUAUGCAGCCUAAUGCGAGGAGGCAUCGCUGAGCGAGGGGGCGUCCGAGUGGGUCACCGGAUCAUAGAGAUCAACGGGCAGAGCGUGGUGGCCACAGCACACGAAAAGAUCGUUCAGGCCCUCUCUAACUCUGUUGGCGAGAUUCACAUGAAGACGAUGCCGGCCGCCAUGUUCAGACUUCUAACAGGACAGGAGACACCCAUGUACAUAUAAACAAUGGCCAGGGACCGAUCACCAGGACGGGCUGUCAGUCAGCUGUGAUUGGUUAUCUCACCGCGUGGAGUCGAGCUGACCGCUGACAGGAGGAGGAUCUCUUCUUCUCACUGAUUCAUUUGUUCUUUUUUUUCUUUGAGCUGAUGAAUCCUUCAUCAUCUCUUCUUCCCUUGUCUGUGCUUAACAUGCAACGGCCAUUUUAUUGACAUACAACUUUCCCAUCUGACCAGCUGAAGAGACUGUGUGUGUACGUACGUGUGUGUGUGUGUUAUUUAUUUGUCCUGUCUGUGCUUUAUUGUGUCACCUCAGUGAGAUGGUGUGGACAGACUAAUGGAGCGAAUGCAUCACAAUUUAUUUUUUUAUAUUCAUGUAAUGCAAUAUGAUACUUCUACUAUACUUCUUGUAUAGUUUCAUUUCUUCUUUGUUUAUUUAUUUCUCAUGUAAAUACAUAUUUUGCUAAUAUUGGAGGCAGUGGGGAGGGCGGGGCCACGGCUGCGUUGUAAAUACUUCUUGAAUCUUGCUGUUGACAUGAAAGCAGUCCUCGAUGAUGGCAAAAACACAAUGAAUUGCCGGAUGUUGUAGUCGUUGAAAGUGAAAAAGGGGAUGAGUUAAGUGUUUGACAUGUUGGGUUUAAAUAUGCUAAGUUGAAUAAUGUAAAUGCGAAUCAAACCAAUGCUUGCAGCAAGGGUUUACGGGAAGAAAACGCCAUAUCUGUUUGAUUUUCUUCAUUUAACGGCAAUACACAAGAUCAACCUCUGAAGGCAGAAGGAGUCUUUUCUAAAUCUCAUGUACAAACACUCCGCACAUUUAAAUAACAAGCAUCUGAAUCAAACUAUUAACAUGCAUUAAUUAUGCUUUUGAUAUCAACGUCACAUGUAUGAAACUGAACUUUCUUUUCCGUGCUACUCUCCUGUAUGUUCAUCUCUAGUGUUCCUGACUGACGCUCAUGCAUACUAUGAGUGGAUCGUGAAUGUAACUGUGUUGUGUGAGCUGUCCCAUUGCCAUAAGCAGUAUUAGAAUGUCUGUACAUAAAAGAGAAACUCGUCUCGUAUCGUGCUCAUGUUGAAAAAAGAAACACACAGGUUUAGUCACUGCAAACAUCUUCCCACUUGUAUGUUGGCUUUUAGUCUCAAGAGGGAAAGAGAGAACUGUGAAUCACACACACACACACACACACACACACACACACACACACACACACACACACACACACACACACACACACACACACACACACACACACACACACACAGUGACAGAAACAAGCAUUACCGCCUGGUAAUGCUCCUGCAAUGCAUUGUAGUGAAUUUAACCAUAUGAACAUUAUGUGUGUGCAUGCCUUGUGAAGUAGUUUCAUGUCAUUGUGGCAAGAGAAUAAAAUCUGAGCUAAACCUGG